ACGAAGCGUAAUUACAAGUUGUAACAUGAUUGUGACAACGUUGCUGUUGCCUACUGCCUGUUCACUUGCUGUCUACUAUUUAUUCUCGCGGCUUGUGUUUAGGUGCUGCAGCGGGACCUCUGCGAUACAGUUAUCCAAUUGGCAGUGAGCUCACCUGAUUGCGGAGAGUGAUAUUACUUGUGCUGCAACAAGGGGUCAUUCCGUCCGGAGACCGAGAGAGGAUCACAGCGCGAUCAAAGGAGCACUACAGUGAACCAGAUAAUUUAUCGAGCCUGUUCUUGCCGGUAAAUAACGAUGACCAGCGAGCAAAGUAAACCGAUCGCGUUGGAUGAGCGGGAUGCUCAUUCGUUUUUUUGUAUGUUUGGAAGGUACGAGCCAGCGAUGGCUUUGGGGAUUAUUGUGAUGUUAUCUGUGUGGGCUUUGUUCAUCGUCCUACAUAGAACUAUGAGGGGUCAAAGAAGGAAAAAGGAUGAAAAUUCCGUAGAGACAGAAGUGAGGGAAGUUGAGAAAACGACAAUCAAAGAAGAACGAAUUUGCCACACUGAGUCAACAGAGAACCUAAGCGAAGAUGUAUCCAAAGCCCAGGACAAUAGUAUUGGGGAACGUGGUGGAGUUGUUUCAUUGCCACAUGAUCCUGGUCUCUGUGAUGGAGCACUUGAUGAGCUCACCUGGACUGUUAUUGGAGAGUAUCAGACAAAAGCUGUUCCUGAGUCUCAUGACAAUGUGAAGGCAUGCUGGGACAUCCCUCUGAAACACAAAGUCAAAGAACUUGCUUCUGAGAACCAAAAGUCUCUUAAGGUACCUGCAAGCAAUACAGAAGUAGAAAGAAAUCUGCAUAAACAUGUUUGUGACAAUAUGGAGUCUCUUCUUGACCAUUUUGAUCAUGACAUAGAGACAGAAAAGAAGGCCGAGUUCCUGUAUUCAAAUUUGAGCAGCCUGCCUGACCUGAAAUCUGAGAAGAUGAGGUUAAGCAUCAUGGAACAAUCCAUAAAAAAUAGGCAUGAUUAUCUGGAUAACAAUGAUCACCGAUGCAGCAGCCAACAGAAUGAUUUGUUAAACAGUGUAGGUGACAGUUCGAUGUUCCAGGAAAAGAUACAUAUAGACAGCAAGAGGAACUGCCAGCUGGAGGAGACCUGUAGAAUAACAGAGAUAAAUGUCAUGGAGACAACUGUGAAAAGCCAUCAGGAAAUUCUGACUGACUAUCAACAUCUGCGUGAACACUGUGAACAUCUGAGCAACUUUCAUUACCACGGACUCCUCAACUGUCUCCAUGAGCGUGACAGUGACCGUCAUCAGCCUUUGAGCGACCCAUCUCAGGUGAAUGCUGCUGGUGAAAUAUCUGACAGUAAGGUGAAGAGCCGGGACGGCAGUAUGACCCAGCCCCCAGAGGACAACUAUGAGAAAACCGAGAUAAACAUUAUGGAAGCCACCAUGGACUACAACGAGUGGAUGAAUGGGAGCACUGUGGAAAUGAAUAAGAUGAUCUGUUCAUCUGGGAAAAUUCUGAAUGGCACAGGUGGUUUGGGGGAUGUUGGGACGGCAGAGCAGUGCCUUCAGAAGUCAGCUGAUUCUAACUUUGCAAAAAUCAGCAUUACAAAGGAAUCCGGUGCCACCUUCACCUUGUUCGACGGAGACCCCACGGCUGAGAGGGCAGCAGCUGUUCAGCCUAUGCACCAAAAAGUUGCAGUGAGCUUCUGUGUGCACUACAUUACCCACUCUCCUUUGCAGCUCCUGGCUGUGACAGGGAACCAGCAGGCACUGGGAAACUGGGAGAAGUUUGUCCCACUCAGGAGUGCUAAGGAUGGUUUCUGGGCCAAUUCUGUCGCCCUCCCUGCUGACAGUCAUGUGGAGUGGAAGUUUGUGGUGGUGGAAAAUGGAAGGAUCCAUCGCUGGGAAGAGUGCAGUAAUCGUCAGCUGCAGACUGGUUAUGAAGAAGUCAUCCACCUGCACAAGUGGUGGGGCUGUGCCUGAUCAUCAGGGAUCUCACUGAUGUAAAGCACAAUGAAGCAGUUAUAGCGCUUACACAUUACUCAAAGUGGGCGAUGGUCCAUAAUGCCACAUUGCCCCUGUGUAUUCGGCAAGUCAGCUGUUAUGGCAAAUGCAAUAAUAAUUACUGCUGUAACCCUUAUUAUGCUAUUUGAAAUUUGCAUGGUAUUAAGUAUGGGAAUCAAACAAAUAUAAAUCAGUACAUUAUCACAAUGAGCAAUAAUGUAUAGAACUACAUGUAACUUAGCAUAUGAAUAAUUAUAUAUUAAAUGGACUGUGUAUAGAAAUAUCUAUGAUUAACAUGAAUAUUUUUGUAAAUGAAUUAUAUAAAAUUGUCCUCUUAAAAUUGUUGUAUUUAUUUUGAAAUGUAUAGUCUACGGUAUGGACAAUUCCAUUUUUUAAGUGCUCAGUAUGCGUUGUCUAUCUGUCUGUCUGUCUGUCUGUCUGUCCACAAGUAUAUUUCAAAUUGGCGUCCUCAUUGAUUCUUAUUCCUAUACAAAAUAAUUGACCUUAUUUAAACAUAUCUAGAUCAAAUAACAUCCAGCUAUAGUAUAUAAUGGCGUUUAUAUAUCUAUGACAGCAUUGCAUUUGGACAUUUGGCAUUAGUGUUUUGAGCAUUUGUGUAUGCUGUUUCCACAAAUCAGCCAUAACUGGGCCAGCACAAUAUAACAUUGAAUAUAAUAAACAAGAAGGUAUGCAAUUUUUAUGACACUUCUUUAUUUUUGACCUUGCCAUUAAACAUGGCAGCUAAAUGCCAGCUAAGCUUUGUAAUCCUUUAAUUAUUUUGCCAAAUACACUGCUGUUGAUUUUAACAUGGAAUAUGUGCAUGCAUAUUUAGUAUUAUUUUAUUCUUUAAAAUAUAUUUUAUAAUCAAUAUCUGUAAUCACUGGCAUUUUGAAGCAAAGGGAAAAAGUUACAUAAUACUACUCUAUUUUUCAUUAUAGAUAUAAGCAUUUUUUCUGUGUUAAGAUGCAAAAAUCUGAAAGAGAUCUCUGGAUAAUGGAUAUAUAUGCAAUUUCUUUAAGAAGAUAUCUUUUUAUUUUGGCAAAAAAUACAUUUAAUAAAUGCACUUUGAAACCUAA
Molecule: messenger RNA, 3068 nt
Organism: Anguilla rostrata (American eel)
Lineage: Eukaryota; Metazoa; Chordata; Actinopteri; Anguilliformes; Anguillidae
Gene: stbd1
Product: starch binding domain 1
Exons: 2
Coding region: 295-1971 (558 amino acids)
Cellular component (GO): membrane
Molecular function (GO): starch binding
Source: RefSeq, a predicted model, not a curated record